This is a messenger RNA of Caenorhabditis bovis, 210 nucleotides long. Lineage: Eukaryota; Metazoa; Nematoda; Chromadorea; Rhabditida; Rhabditidae. The record is from the annotation of a GenBank genome assembly.
AUGGAUAUGCGAAUAAUCCAGCAGUGCCAUAUGAUGGCGUUGUUGUUGAUCACCUUCACCAACAUCAAGAAUAUGUUAUUUAGUUCAUUGGUUGUCUUCCUGGAUGUUCCCACCGAGAAACAGUAUACAUUUGGAGUUGUUCUCUCGGCUGUCUUCUGGCUCAUCACAUUCUAUAUAAUCAACAGAAUGCGUCGUCUCCGUCAUCAUUAA